Ziziphus jujuba (common jujube) is the source of this 2495-nucleotide messenger RNA. RefSeq lists its product as uncharacterized. The transcript is spliced from 2 exons. Lineage: Eukaryota; Viridiplantae; Streptophyta; Magnoliopsida; Rosales; Rhamnaceae. The coding region runs from base 229 to 2178 and encodes 649 amino acids. The record is from RefSeq and is a predicted model, not a curated record.
UCGGCAGAGGCUCAAAGGCCCAAACUUUAUAAAAUUAUCCAAUCCACUCCCAUUUCUUGACUUUCCCCUCUCUCUCUCUCUCUGACGUUGUUUGUCCGCAGUUUCUCUUUCAUUCCCUCUGUGUCCAGUUCAGCAUCCAGCAGAUUCAAACUUCAGACUCUCUUGUGUCAGACUGGGAUUGGCGUCAAAUUUCUUCGACUUCUUCUUCUUCGUCUUCUCUUUCUGUGAAUGGAGCUAGUACCGUACGGUGAUCCUAGCUCCAAAUCCUCUUCCUCAAGCCCAGCGUGGCAGGACAUGUUUCGGUCAGCAUCUAUACGAAAACCAUCCCCAACCCCUCCGUCGAGCUCGCCGCCGCCGGAAGUGGAUGGCCGGCCACCGAAAUCCGACCCAGAUAAAAAAACAACUCUUUCCAGCGAUCCCCAGGUACGGCUCGCACUCUACAUAGCCAUGGCUCAUGCUGGCGUUGCCUUUACAAUUUUUGUACUUUAUGGUGUUUUCAAACUUUUAGAGGAGUAUCUUAGACCCAUUCAGUGGGCUGUCCUUUGUUCGAUUCCUCUUAGAGGCAUUCAACAAACCCUUGAGGCUUUUUGGUCUGAGCCCUUGAGACUGGGGCUCACUGAGACCGUGCUCGCAGUCCCUGUGGCUAUAUUUCGGGUUUUUGUUGGUACCCUUGUUGAGAUUCGUGAAGUUUGUGUCCGGGUUCUUUGCCGGAAGCCCAAAUCCGAAUUUCCGAGGCGGCACCGGAGCGAAUUCUCAAAGCUGCUACGGUGGUUGGUAUCAUUUUGGGUAUUCAUAUUUGCCUAUGAACAUAUUGGUGGUAUUGGGUCUUUAGCACUUCUUGGUUUAGGCUUUGUGUUCAGUGCCAAGAGUGUUGACUCCACCAUGUCAACAGUGUCUUCAUUUCGGAGUAGUAGCUUUCCGAGAAGUCCGGUUAGUGCAUUUUUCACUAGAGGAAUAUUGAAAAGACUGAAAACCAUCGUGGCUAUUGGACUGAUUGUUGGUAUGAUUCUGGGGUUUUUGGUUGGUGUUAUAUUUUUCUCAUACAAGAUUGGAGUUGAAGGGAAAGACGCUGUCAUUUCGUUGAAAUUACAUGUGGAAGAAAGCAAUUAUGCAGAGAAAAUUGGUGUUAAGAAGUGGAUGGAUGAGAAUGAUUUGCCUGGAAUUGUAGAUAGCUACACUGCCAAAUUUUAUGAGACUGUAUUGGACCAGGUAGAUAGUUUGGCAAUGCAGUAUAAUGUAACGGAAAUUGUUACUGGGAUUAAGCAUUUUGUAAUAAAACGACAGGUUAACUCUUCAGGACCUUCCACUGCCUUGAUGACCCCAUCACCAUACACAGAGAAGUUUUUGAGUUUAAGGAAUCGGAUCAGUAAUAGGGAAUGGGGACAGAUUUAUACUGAGAUUGAUGCUAUUGUCAGAGAAUUAAUAAUCAGAAGGAAGGAUUUAGUUGAAAAGGCAAAAGAGUUUGCUGUUCACGGGAAGGAUAUAUCUCAACGUGUCUUGGCUAGUAGUACAUCUAUUCUAGGAGGCAGUGCGAAACUAAUGUUCUCCAUUGGAAAUUCCAUCAUCGAUGGGGCAGCUGAGGUUUUCAAUUUUGUUUCUCAGUCGAUGAUAUUCUUUUGGGUUUUGUAUUAUCUUAUUACUUCGGAGUCUGGUGGAGUGACUGAACAAGUGAUGUCUAUGCUUCCAAUCUCCAAGCCAACAAGGGUUAGAUGCGUUGAAGUUCUAGAUAAAGCUAUUUCCGGUGUCCUCUUGGCUACAGCUGAGAUUGCAUUUUUUCAGGGAUGUCUCACUUGGCUUUUAUUCAGAUUAUUCAAUAUACAUUUCUUGUACAUGUCCACUGUUCUUGCUAUACUCAGCUCGUUGUUACCAAUAUUUCCACCUUUGUUUGCAACAAUUCCAGCUGCUCUGCAACUAGUGCUGGAAGGUAAAUACAUGCUGGCCAUCAUCUUGACCAUUAUUCAUCCUGUGCUUUUGGGUUAUGGUGCAUCUGAAAUCCAGGAGGAUAUUCCUGGUCAUAGUGAGUAUCUUACAGGUCUUAGCAUCAUUGGUGGAAUGACUUUGUUCCCAUCGGCGCUGGAGGGUGCAAUAAUGGGGCCCCUCAUAACUACAGUUGUGAUUGCUCUCAAGGAUCUAUAUGCGGAAUUUGUUCUUGGGGAAACGAAAGAAAAGGAAGAGUAAAGCUAAGUUUGUGUCUCUUCCUCUGCAAGGUUUCCAUUUAUUUGCUUGUAGCUUCGAUGUAAGUGCAAGCACAUAUUCUUUGGCAAUCCGUUUCCACUGAUUUUCUUUACACAGAUAAUGCGUUCAUUCAUUUCGGUCCAUGUUAAUUUAUAUCAUUUAGGUACCGCAAGUAGGUGUCAUUUUUCCCUAUUUAUUUUCUGGCCCUUCAUCUGUAAAACUAAAUGUAUCAUUAUAUCCCUCUGUGAGAUUAAAUUGAGUUGUUGUAACGUUGCGGUUUUUGCCGGUAAGUAUGAAAUGAACAUUGUACAUUUUCCAUA